AUGAAAGACAAGAUAUUUUCCUUUCUUGUUGCUGUCAAUUCAAAGCAAGCGAGUGUCACUUCAUGGCAAACGGCUCUCUUGUCCAUGUUUCGAAAUGCCUUUGUAUUGUAUGUGAGUAUGGUUCUGUCAUCAAUUCCAUCCACUCUGAAUGAAGAGGAGAAUGCAACAUUAGCUCAACCACCACUCUGGGGAAUCAUUCCUUCAUGGAUUCAUCGAGUCAUGUUCUAUCCCAUUACGUUGGGUGCGGAACAUUAUUCGUAUAUGACCAUUAUUGUCUUGUCAUCAGUAUUUCUAGCGUUGGAAUUAUUCACUCUCUUCAUGUAUGCUGUUUUCUAUCUGUUACACAGUAGGGGAAACAAGUAUUGUGACAAGAUCAAAAGAAUCCUUAUUCAACCACUCUCUCUAUUCAUGCUCGUGUUUACCACUUGGAUGGUGUGGAUUCAUUGUGUGCCCAUGUCAUCAAGUUCCUCCUCUUCAUCCUCUCAUACCAUUUCGAAUGAAUACUUUCCUCCAUCACUAUGA
Molecule: messenger RNA, 522 nt
Organism: Naegleria fowleri
Lineage: Eukaryota; Heterolobosea; Eutetramitea; Acrasida; Naegleriidae
Exons: 1
Coding region: 1-522 (173 amino acids)
Source: RefSeq, a predicted model, not a curated record